GGAAGCGCCGGGGCAGCAGUCAAGGCUCGGUUCGCAGGACCGCGGGAAGGCAGCCCCGGCGAGCGGCCGUGCAGCGCGCACCGUUUGGAGGGGCCCGGGCGCGCGAGUGAGGCGCUCUGCUGGCCCCGAGCGCGGCGUCGCAGCCCCCGACCAGCAGUUGCCGCCACCCGACUUUCGUUCCAGUUGCGGCUCCUCCGGGCAGCAUGUCAAAAGCCGCCGCCGCUACAGCUGCCGCCGCCACCUGGGGAAGAGCAGCAGCAGCAGCGGCGGCCGCGGGCGCGCGGGGGCAAUAAGCCGAACCACUCGGCGUACAGGGUACUCUCUCCGCGCUCACGGCUCCGGCGGGACCCGCGCCAUGUGCUGAGCCAUGCCCCUCGCCGCGCCCGCGGGCAGCGCAUGGGGCAGCGCCUGAGCGGCAGCCGAUCCUGCCUCGAUGUCCCCGGCCGGCUUCUGCCGCAGCCGCCGCCGCCCCCGCCACCGGUGAGAAGGAAGCUCGCACUGCUCUUCGCCAUGCUCUGCAUCUGGCUCUACAUGUUCCUGUACUCGUGCUCCGGCUCGUGCGCCGCCGCGCCCGGGUUGCUGCUGCUGGGCUCGGGGUCCCGCGCCGCCCUCGCCCCGCCGGCCCUGGCCUCAGGUCGCGACGGACCUCCCUCGAGGCUGCCGUUCCCAGCGGCGCCAGCCACCCAGUUGGCUCCUGGCGGGGAGACGGCCGAGGGCGCCGCGAGCCAGGAAGAGCAGAGUACCGAGGCGCCGGACUCCCCCAGCCCCAUCUCUAGCUUCUUCAGCGGGUCGGGCAGCAAGCAGCUGCCGCAGGCCAUCAUCAUCGGCGUGAAGAAGGGCGGCACGCGGGCGCUGCUCGAGUUCCUGCGCGUGCACCCCGACGUGCGCGCCGUGGGCGCCGAGCCCCACUUCUUCGACCGCAGCUACGACAAGGGCCUCGCCUGGUACCGGGACCUGAUGCCGAGGACCCUGGAGGGGCAGAUCACCAUGGAGAAGACGCCCAGCUACUUCGUGACGCGCGAGGCGCCCGCGCGCAUCUCGGCCAUGUCCAAGGACACCAAGCUCCUGGUGGUGGUGCGGGACCCGGUGACCAGGGCCGUCUCGGACUACACGCAGACGCUGUCCAAGCGGCCCGACAUCCCCAGCUUCGAGAGCCUGGCCUUCAGGAACCGGACGGCGGGCCUCGUGGACCGGGCGUGGAGCGCCAUCCAGAUCGGCCUGUACGCCGAGCACCUGGAGCGCUGGCUGCGCCACUUCCCCGCCCGCCAGCUGCUCUUCGUGAGCGGCGAGCGGCUGGUGCGCGACCCGGCCGGCGAGCUGGGCCGCGUGCAGGACUUCCUGGGCCUCAAGCGCAUCAUCUCCGACAAGCACUUCUACUUCAACCAGACCAAGGGCUUCCCCUGCCUCAAGAAGGCCGAGGGCAGCGGCCGCCCUCACUGCCUGGGCAAGACCAAGGGCAGACCCCACCCCGAGAUCGACGGCCAGGUCCUGCGGCGGCUGCGCGACUUCUACCGGCCGUUCAACCGCAAGUUCUACCAGAUGACGGGCCACGACUUCGGCUGGGACUGAUCAGACCCUCCCGCCCCGCCCCCCUCCCCACCCG
Messenger RNA from Globicephala melas (long-finned pilot whale), 1603 nucleotides. Its product is annotated as heparan sulfate glucosamine 3-O-sulfotransferase 3B1. Lineage: Eukaryota; Metazoa; Chordata; Mammalia; Artiodactyla; Delphinidae. The record is from RefSeq and is a predicted model, not a curated record. Gene Ontology annotation, molecular function: [heparan sulfate]-glucosamine 3-sulfotransferase activity.